Messenger RNA from Vavraia culicis subsp. floridensis, 294 nucleotides. RefSeq lists its product as uncharacterized. The record is from RefSeq and is a predicted model, not a curated record. Bases 1 to 294 code for a protein of 97 amino acids. Lineage: Eukaryota; Fungi; Microsporidia; Pleistophoridae. The transcript has a single exon.
AUGAGAAGAAUGGAGCGUGAUCUGGCAAGUGAGCAAUGUCCAAAAAAGCGCAAAGAACACAACAGGCCAAUCGAUUACGAGCAGAAAAACAAAAUACUUGAAUCAUUACUCUUCCUUCUCGGAAAAAAGUUCCAAUUUGAUGGUGAACUGCUGGUUGAUGUGUAUAAAGUGGUGAACAAUCCUGAUGAUGAUUUUUUGAGAUGCCUGGUAGAUUCAAUCAAGGAUUCGCAUGAUAACUAUGUUAAGAUGAGCCGAAUAGAGGAUGAAAUAGAGUUCAAUUUGGAUGAUAGUUAA